This is a messenger RNA of Penicillium cinerascens, 345 nucleotides long. RefSeq lists its product as uncharacterized. The transcript has 2 exons. Bases 1 to 345 code for a protein of 114 amino acids. Lineage: Eukaryota; Fungi; Ascomycota; Eurotiomycetes; Eurotiales; Aspergillaceae. The record is from RefSeq and is a predicted model, not a curated record.
AUGGAGCGCACAUUUAAUAGUACGGUGUAUGCCAUUGCAAAGAGUGGCCCGGUUGGACCAGCAUACGAUAAUUCAAGCGCAGAGUCGGUGACUGGCCAGACAUCAAUCCCAGGCCAAUGUGUCACCGUUGCAGAGAGUUACAAUUUAUGGGUGACCAGACUUGCCCAAAACUGUGCUGUCUAUAUCUAUGCACAAGAGAACUGCACUGGUGUUGACAGAGAAAUGGGAUACUUUAGUCCUCCAGCCUUUGUCGUUGCAGCCGGUGCAGGUUACUUGGAUGGCAAAUUUGAUUUCGGUGAGGAGUCCAUCGGUCUACGAGACUACCAGGGCCUGCGAGACUGCUAG